GAUCAACUCACCGACCCAGUGGUUGUGUUCGAAGAAAGCAGUCCACUACUUUCUACGCCACUUGUAUCCGAUAUUCCGAAGUUCUAACACAAACCGUGGUGUCUAUAAAAACGUAAAAGUGAAUGAAAGUGAAGUGUAAAGGAAUUUGUCUGUCUGUGACGAAUUGAAUCGUGAGAGCUUUCUUUGAUACGUUCCCGGUAUCGUUCAAUUAUGGAUCACAGAAACCUCAUCUUUGGGUUGGCGCUUACGCCGUCUGCAGAAUGGGUCAAGAACAAUCCCUCGGAGCCCACACCAGCGUCGCACCAAUAAAACACUACCAGCACAAAUACGACACGAAAUCGUCACUCGACUUGAGAAUAACAGACUACGAACGAAACUACAGACACAAAGGACCUAGAAAGAGUGUUGAGAGUUUAAAGAGCGAUAUAUCAACUGAGAGCAGCGGAUACAGAAGCGGUUCAAGCGCUUACGAACAACGGUCGGACGUCUCGUGCAAAACAGACUACAACUACACAUCCCUUUACAAAAACAGUCAUUACAAAGACCUGAAUAAAGAACUGUACAAACCAGUCAAGAUAAAAGAGAAACGGAAUAAGCUGACGUUUUAUGACGAAAGCGACGACAUAAAAAGUACAAGAAUACGGAGUUAUCUGAGCGAUACUGAAAAGUUGAAGUUGGAGCAGAUAGCUCCAAAGAAGGCAGGCAUAAGAAAUUAUACGCCGAAGAUUAUAUCUGCUGAGGAGCAGACGAAGAAGACAGGAAGUUGGAAUUGA
Molecule: messenger RNA, 773 nt
Organism: Leptidea sinapis
Lineage: Eukaryota; Metazoa; Arthropoda; Insecta; Lepidoptera; Pieridae
Exons: 2
Coding region: 261-773 (170 amino acids)
Source: RefSeq, a predicted model, not a curated record